Molecule: messenger RNA, 474 nt
Organism: Metarhizium robertsii ARSEF 23
Lineage: Eukaryota; Fungi; Ascomycota; Sordariomycetes; Hypocreales; Clavicipitaceae
Exons: 2
Coding region: 1-474 (157 amino acids)
Source: RefSeq, a predicted model, not a curated record
AUGGACUGCAGAGACGAAUUCGAGGCGUCGAGGCACCGGAACAGUACAGCGGGGAGCAGCGACAAGGACAGCGGCGGCGACAGCGGCAUCAGCAUCAACCCUGUACCAAUCCUGCUCAUCCACCCAGCCAUCUACGCCAUUGACACACCGCUCUUCUACGAAGGCAAUAAAUUUGUUCUGGAUCUCAGACUGAAGCACGGCCUACAUGCAAGGUCAUACUUGGAUGAGCAAGCCGAGGAGGAUGCGCUCGACAGGAGAGAGGUGUUCAACUACGACGACGUGGUCAUUCAUCGGAGGCGAGAGGCACUCGCCCUGGAGGGGUCACUACGAAGGAUACGGUCCCUGGAGAUUAAGAUUUUGAAGCUGAGGGGAUGGAUCGACGCAAGGAUCGUGCCGUUGAUGUGGGACAUGAUUGUCUGCGGCAACCUGGCCGAGCUGACUGUCGAGAUCUACAGCUACCUUUUCUCUCCUUAA